Effrenium voratum is the source of this 846-nucleotide messenger RNA. NCBI's taxonomy places the organism in Eukaryota, Dinophyceae, Suessiales, Symbiodiniaceae. The record is from the annotation of a GenBank genome assembly.
CCCACACAGAGCAAGUGAAUGCACAAUAGUUUGCACGGCUAGAAGAGAUGGCACUGCCAACGAUUGUGACCGUUCAGACGGCCUUAGACCAGUUUCGAAAACAGACUGCAGGCGUGCGCUGCAUCACUGUCACGGACCGGGAUGGUGUGGUGGUGCUGAGGGCUCCCGAAUCUGAUGACAACACCUCCAGUGGCGUGCUCACCACCAUCUUUUCUUUGCUCAACGUGCAGAGCGAGAAGGUCAAGAGCCUCGGAUCUAUGAACACUGUGCUGAGCACCUUCAAGGAAGCCUAUCUGCUGCAGAUUGGAAUGGAAGUGCUGGUGAUCUCCAUCAUCGCGGACAGGGACGCCAACAUUGGCGCCAUUAUGGCGUUGACACCCUCUUUGAAGGAGCUACUUCAGCCUACUCAGCACGCCGUGAAGAGGGAGACUGAGCUGACAAGGGGCUGACGAUCUUCAGCCAAGGCACGCCAUUCAGUGCGUGCUCCCUUGGGGGGAUGGCGCCGACUGAUCCUCCAAUUGCUUUCAAGAUUUGGAGAUGAAUGAUCAAAUUAUUCUGUCUUCAAUGUGUGGUGUCUUCUUUGUGAUUCUCUUUUGCAGCACCGGCAUCCAAUGUCUAAUAGGACACAUGUGGCAUGGCAUGCAGACAUCACUUGCCACACUAGAAAGUCAAGACCAUUGGCGCAAGAUGAAACUGCGCAGCAAGUGGCAGGUCGGUAUAAGAUGUGUCGCAACGCAUGGCUGCUGCAAUCUUCCAAUCGAUAGGCAGUCAGGGGUCUUCCUUUUGAGAGUGACUCGGAAAUUCAUUCCCAUCAGUCACCAGCUUCGAGUCUCUAGGGGUUGGACA